Schistosoma guineensis is the source of this 5579-nucleotide messenger RNA. NCBI's taxonomy places the organism in Eukaryota, Metazoa, Platyhelminthes, Trematoda, Strigeidida, Schistosomatidae. The record is from the annotation of a GenBank genome assembly.
GAAAUGAUUAUUGUUUUCUGAAUUUUCAAGUGUCGUUAUGCAUACUGUAGAGUCAAUAAUCGUUUCUCCGAGAUACACAAAAAACAUUUCAAACGAAAGUGAACUGUAUUUCAAUUCUAAUUGUCAGAGGAAUAAGUAUCCAGCUAUCUCUAAAUGUCGUGAUCAAUAUUACGCAGAUAGAGAACUUGAGUCGCACGAAUGUAACUUCAGUCAGUCGACGCAACACACAAGUAUAUGACGACUCAUCUUUAUUAUGUAAUCCACGUAGUUUCGUCAACUCUGACUUAUCUUUUUCUUGUAAUCAUCCACAAAGAGGAAAUUCUUUCAACUGUUCUCAAAAUUAUGGAGGUUACCCACUGUCUGGAAGGCCAAGAAUAUCUAACCAAACUUCAAAAAGUUAUUUAAGUCCCUCCAUUUUAAAUUUGAGCAGUGGAACCUGUAACAGGUCACUUCGCGAUUUGCGCAAAUCUCCGGAAAGACAUGUUAGUACCAGUAGAUAUCCUUAUUUCACGAAUAAAUCACCGAAAGCGAGAAAUGACUUCAAGCCGUUUACGUACUUGAAAAACAUCGAAAGAGAUCAUGAUAUUCAAAGACAGUACUUAUUUGGAAGUGUAAAACCUCGUGACUGUGGAAUCGAAUACGAUCUUUUAUCAUCACAGCCCUUGGAAAUGAAUCAAUACACCCUUCCUUUAGAAUCGACUAAGGGAGGAAGUUUAAUGCUAGAGAAUAAAAAGGAAUUCAGUCUGAAUACAUUUAAUCCAACUGAUCGUGAUUCUUCCUCUGUUAUUCAUGUCAGACCUCAUCGUAUGCGAAAAACUAUUGACAUAAAACAGAAUGACAAAACUCUUGACGAUCCUUCAUAUAAGCGUCUGUCGAAAUGUCUCCAGUCAAAACCUAGGACAUCUUAUGAUGGUUCUUGUUGUAUGUCAGGUACUCUUGCCGUCACUUUGUAUGGAUCGAAACUCACCGUAUACGAACGUAAUGAAAUUCAAGAUUAUGCUGAGGUAUAUUUCCUAGGGCUUAAUGCCCCCAAAAGACAUCCACUUGGAAACUCCAUCAGUGAUGCGUCAUAUAAGAGAAGUAGCAUUAUUUCGAUUAGUAAUAUGACUGGGUUCGACGAUGCACAAAGCAGUUAUAUUCUCGUCCCUAAUGAUCAUUUAGCUUAUCGAUAUGAAGUUCUCAAACCCCUGGGCAAAGGAAGCUUUGGUCAUGUUGUCCACGCAGUUGAUCAUUGUACAAAGAAGCAAGUUGCAAUAAAAAUUGUCAAGAGUGAAGCUAGAUUUACUAGACAAGCUGUUGAGGAGAUUCGCAUUCUCAAAGCCCUCAACGGGCAACAAAAUGAUGGAGAGUUUAAUGUUGUACACUUAGUGGAUCACUUCAUAUUUCGAGGUCAUGUGUGCAUGGUGUUUGAAUUACUUUACAUAAAUUUAUAUGAACUCAUCUGCCGUAACAAUUUUAAAGGAUUUUCUCAGUCUUUAGUGAGAAAACUUACUUAUGGUAUAUUAUGUUGUCUUGAACUUCUAUAUCGGAAUAAAGUGAUUCAUUGUGAUUUGAAACCGGAAAACAUUUUAUUACGACGUCCAGGAAAAAGCAAAAUCAAAGUAAUCGAUUUUGGAUCAAGUUGUUAUAUUAACGAAUGUCCAUAUAACUACAUACAGUCACGCUUUUAUCGUGCACCUGAAAUCAUUCUUGGCUUACCAUAUGGUACUCCGAUUGAUAUGUGGAGCUUAGGAUGCAUUCUAGCUGAAUUUAUAACUGGAGAACCAUUGUUUCCAGGUGAAGAUGCGUUCGACCAAUUAGCUUGUAUUAUGGAAAUCUUGGGGAUACCACCGAUGCAAAUGAUUAAGAAAGGCAGUCAAAGUCAUCAUUAUUUCAAUAGUAAUGGUCAACCUUUAUAUAUGAUUGAACAACAAAAACACACCUAUGGAAAUGAACAGUCAGAUAAUACAAAAGAAGCUUUAACCAAUCUUAACAAAUCUUUAAAUUCUUCAUCAACUAAACAUAAACGUUCUGGUAGUAGUAAAAGUCAAAAGUUAAGAAAAUCACCUGGCUCUAUGACUUUAGUUGAUGCCUUGACUAGUUCGAAAAACUCUUCCGUUUGCCUACCAUCAAGCGAUAAAUCAAAUAUUGGACAUAAAAUUCCACAACCAUUUGACCCAGAUAUGGUAGAUUUUCUAGAACGUUGUUUAAAAUGGAGUCCAGAUGAAAGAAUGAAUCCAAUUGAAGCAUUGGAUCAUCCAUGGAUUAAAAAAAUGUCAUCACAGAGUUUUGGAAGAACAGAUAGUUUUCUAACAACUUGUAAUUCAAAUGAUAAUACAGAUUCCAAUUAUUUAUACAGUAAUGAUAAUAUAUUUACUAAUGGAACAACUAAACACGUAUCUGAUACAGAAUUCGUUGCCAGUAUUUUAGGCGUACGUACACGAAAACGUGAUCCCAAUUUACUGCACGUUUCCAGAAAGUCAGAAGCUCACAGUAUAAUACCUGACGAUACCAUGAGUCUGAAUGAAUCCUAUCGUCGGUAUUCCUACGACCAGAAUAACAGCAGACUAUCUAAUUUGUUUGAAAGAUCAGUAACAUGCACUUCUAAUCCCAAAUCUCGCAAAGAAAUGUCUUCAGAUGUAUCAAGUCACCAUACCUCAGAAAGUUACCACAACACAAAACAAUAUCGAAGUUUUUUAAAUAACGGUCAGAGUGAUGUUAGUAACAACAUUAAUGUGGACAAUCGCAAUCAUAGUGUUUCUCCUCAAGAUGACAAUCAAAAUCGCCGAAGUCGUAAUCGCCAUCGUAGUCGUCGUCAAGGUAUUAACACUCAUUCUGAUCAUAUACAAGAAGAAGAAGACAAUCGCAGUCAUUCAGACUCAGAUCAGGUAUUAGAAGAAGAACAUGAUUAUAUCACCAGUGGAGAAACGCCCUUGCUAAACAUCUCAAGUAUUUACCAAACAACCAAAGAAGAGAACGAUCGUAUUGAACAACGAAAUCAGUCAACGUUAAUUGCGUCGAAGUUUGAGGCAAUGUAAUAUAGAGAAUAACAAAUAACAUUUUUUGUCCGCAACGUUUCUUCACAUUUUUGUAACUAACGGUAAGAAAUUUAAACAGGAGCAAUGUUUGAAGCACUGCAAAGUACCUCAGCAAUUUAACAAGAGCAAAAUAUACAUUCCAACGAGCCGUGGAAAGAAUCCAGACCAUAAAUAACGAUUAACAAGGUUCAUGUCCAACAGCGAAAUUGAAAAUCAAGAAAGUGACUUUCAUUAACAGUUAAAAACAUGAUUCCCCAAAAAUACGGAAACUGACCACAGCGAGAUAAACAAUGGAACAUGUUUUUCAUUUCAUAAAACCAAUACAACAACGUUAUAAACUCAGUUAUUGAUACAAGUUUAGCAAAUACAGAGACCACAAUCUGUGAUGAAACUACAAACCAAACAAAACAAAACGCAGAACGAAAUACAGUAUCCAUGAUGACCUACAGUAAUGAAAAAACUGGCUCCCAUUCCCCCUUUAGAGUAUUGAUAUGAUCGGUUGCUAUGAUGAAUGGCGGGAACAUGCAAUAUAAUUCCACUCCAAAAAGCUAAAUGUGAAAAUUUAAGAUUGCUGGUCGGUAAACUAGUUUAUAAAGUGUAGUAGGAAUGACAAACUGUAUAAACGACUUUAUUAAGGUAAUCAUAUACUAGUGUGUUACACGUUCAAUAUAAGAAUUUAAAUGUUCACUGGCGAUGGUCAAAGGAAUGCCAACGAUCGUUUGCCAGAGUAAAAAACAUAGUUCAAAACAUAGUCCACUGUAUCCCUGAAUUAGAAAUUGCGGUAGCAGCGGACAACUCAAAUUAUGGCAUUGAAGCGACUAUUUCACAUGUGUUUCCCGAUAGUACAGAGAAUGCCAUUUGUCGUGCUUUACGGAUACUAACUCCGGCAGACCUAAUUGUAGUUGAAUCGAGAAGGGAGUACUUGCACUAGUUUUUGCACUCAUGACGUUUCACAAAAUGCUUCAUGCUCGACGUUUCACACCGCUUACAGACCAUAAACCACUUGUACAGAUUAAAAAAGAAAUUGCAGUUUACACAGCAAAGCUCCUCAAAAGAUGGGUUGUCACCUUACUGGGCUAUAAUGUCCAUAUCGAGGAUAAAUCUACAAGUUCUUUUGGUUAUAUCUAAUUAUCUUUGAAAAUUAGUCUUGAAACUUAUACACCCGUCCUGUCUUACCAUGAGUCGCAUAAAAUCAAUAACCUGUGCUUAUGUAUACGGGCUAAAUGUCGAUGAAGAUAUUAGAGAAAUGGCAGAACGAUGUAACUAUUGUGCACAGCCAUCUAAACUACCCAUUAAAGACCAACCUCAACCAUGAUCAGCAUAGGCAGAACCUUAGUCAAGCCCUCACAUAGAUUUUGCCGUAACUUCUCAGGGUAGGCAAUUCCUGAUGCAUUUUUAGAAUGGCCAGAAGUCUUCGUAAUGGUCAGUUUGCCUACCAGUGCCACGAUGCAAAAAUUUACAGAAGUAUUUAAUUGUUUCAGUCUACUAUAUACUAUUGUUUCUGAUAAUGGAAUACAGUUCACUUCAAUCUAGUUUGAUAAAUUCUGCAGAAAAAACAGUAUGAAUUAUGUCAAGUCUACUCCAUAACACCAAUCAAAUGGUCAGACGGAUAGUUUUGUUGAUUCAUUAAAAAGGACUAUUUAAAAAGAAGAGGUAGUGACGGUAGACGAAAUGAUACAAAAGUUCUUGCAAAGUUAUUGUUCAACAUUGUAUCCAGUAACAGUGGAUGGAUUAUGGCUAGCAGCAAAUAUGUUUGGGAGGAUCUGAUAGAAAGAUUGAAAGAAAUGAAAAUAAAGAAGCCACAGUCCAAAAGUUUUCAUUCAGGUGAAGCAGUUUGGAUGUGGGUUUUCCGCGAUUCCAUACCACAACGGGCAAGUGAAACAAUAGAAAUAAAAACACCAACAGUUAUGUAUGAAUUGAAAGUAGGAGAAUUCAUAUGAAUGGGACGCAGUAAUCAUAUUUUGAAAAAACGAGACUGUAAAAACGUUGCAACUACUCAAGAGUUGGAAAACUUGCCAGGAGAUAUGUUAGUAGACACUCUAUAUAAUGAAACCUAACGGGAUCCUUGGACACAAACGCCCGACCAGCUGAGAAGAUCCCACAGAGUGCGAAUAAAAACAACAACCCGUCGAAUGAACUCUCUACAGAAAUCGUACUCCUACAUAUUCAAUUAAAGAACGGGAGGUGAUAAAAUGGGAUGAGAAGACGAUAUCACAUUUUUUGACUCAUUGUGAUUCAUGCCCAACAUUACUUCCGCUUUUAAUUGCAUAUGAUGAUUAUUCAUAGUAAUAUCUGUUUUUGGUCUCCAGUGUUAUAUUUUAUUUGGUAUAAUAUUAAUUUCUUUGAGUAUGAUGUUAUUUCAACAUACAAUAUUCUUGUAUAAAAUUAACGUGAACUACAUUCAUUAUGAUAACAUACGAUUUUGUUGUAACUCUGGAAAUCUUUUAUAUAAGGUUUUUUAAAUUCUAAUUAAUAAUCAAAAUGAGUGUCCAGUCGAUAUAUUGAAUGUAUUUUCAACCAGGAUUGUCGUAUUUUUGGAUUUAAUAAAUCUUCACUUGUACC